Messenger RNA from Rana temporaria (common frog), 2556 nucleotides. RefSeq names its product fibroblast growth factor 10 (gene FGF10). NCBI's taxonomy places the organism in Eukaryota, Metazoa, Chordata, Amphibia, Anura, Ranidae. Gene Ontology annotation, biological process: wound healing; positive chemotaxis; positive regulation of ERK1 and ERK2 cascade. The transcript is spliced from 3 exons. Gene Ontology annotation, cellular component: cytoplasm. Gene Ontology annotation, molecular function: growth factor activity; chemoattractant activity; type 2 fibroblast growth factor receptor binding. Bases 588 to 1331 code for a protein of 247 amino acids. The record is from RefSeq and is a predicted model, not a curated record.
UGAUUCUCCAAAGCAUGCUUGGCUUUGGGCAGCUCAGACAGAGAGAGCAUUGCAGAGUUCAGCAGCAAUUAGUCAGCUUCAGAUCAGUGGAAGGGAUCAGUGAUCUCUGUGCAAGAGCUAAGGAAUCUUCUCUUUUUUCUUCUUCUUCUUCUUCCAGCCCCUGUCCUCCAAGGUUUCAGAUGUCCUGCCUGACCCCCUGCAAGUCGUCUGCCCACCAGAGACAUCCCACCUCUGGAUUGUGAUCAUUGACAUUUCAGCUCCAGCUCCCAACCUGUUUACAGCAAGGCUUCCUUCAAAAGCUCAUCUCCAGGCUGACAAUUAGGAUUUCAGCAGAAGGAGGGGGUAGACACGGAUUAAGACUUUUUUUUUUUUUUUUUUUUGGCAGGGGGGAGUUGAACAUGUCAUCUUUCCUUUUUCCAGGCAAUGUUUAACAUGCUGGGAGCCAGCCUGUAGCUGCACUGCUGGGGAAGCGCACCAAGAAGUAUCUACUGUGCCCGGUGGCAUCCGCGGAGCAUUGCAUGGGAUGGUCUGGAUGCCCUCCUGAGUUAUGAAAGCCUCCUCGCUGUGGAUGGACCCCUGAGUGAUGGAUGUUGGUUCCCUACCUACUACAGCACAGAUCAAAGUCCUGGGAACCCGUGGCCCCCAGAAGCCAGCUGUCCACUCACCGGAUUUUAUCCUUCCAGUAUGUUUCUUUCCAUGAGGCAUCUCCUGAAGCCCUCAGCCUCAGUACAAUGUGGAAAUGGAUACUGACAUAUAGUGCCCCAGGCUUGUCUCACCUGCCCCGCUCAUGGCUGCUCUUGUUUUUGGUCUAUUCGCUGGCUGUCACCUGCCAUGAGGUCGCCGGUGGUGGCAACAGGGACUUACUGCGCUCCGCGGAGUUCUCCACCAACUCUUCUUCUGGGAGGCACGUGCGGAGCUAUAACCACCUCCAAGGAGAUGUGCGCUGCAGGAAACUCUUUUCCUUCCACAAAUACUUCCUUAAGAUCGAUGACAACGGCAGGGUUAGUGGCACCAAGAAGGACGACUGCCCUUACAGUAUAUUGGAGAUAACAUCGGUGGAUGUAGGGGUUGUGGCAGUGAAAUCCAUUAACAGCAAUUAUUAUUUAGCCAUGAACAGAAGAGGCAAAGUCUAUGGUUCUAAGGAAUUUAACAUUGACUGUAAACUAAAGGAGAGGAUAGAGGAGAAUGGUUAUAAUACCUAUGCAUCUCUAACCUGGAAGAACAAUGAGAGACAAAUGUUUGUGGCACUAAAUGGUAAAGGAACCCCAAAAAGAGGACCAAAAACAAGAAGGAAAAGCACAAAUGCUCACUUUCUUCCUAUUCCUCUAUAGCUUCACAUGAAGGAUUUGCUAACAAAGACCUACAGAGAACAUUCUAAAGGGCUUCAACACUUCGACACAAAGAGGAAAACCAGUUGUGGAGUUCACAAGCGUACCAAGUCUUCCAGAGGCUGUUUCUCCAGUGCCGCGUUCCUGCAAGCGGCCAGUUCGGAUAAAAUAAAAGCUAGCCGCCCGUUUGAAGAAUGUUAUUUGUUGUGUGUACAAUGCUGUUUAAAGGACGAGAGACAAUCAUGCAGAUGAUCUUCCGGGAAAGUUAUUUAUGGAAUACAAACUUAAAUCAAAGAUCUUCUUUUCUCAUUCAGACCCAGCGAUCCAGCGAGCAGACAGACACGCAAAGCAUUUGCUGAAAGUACUUGGGUCAAAUUGACAACAAUGAUGGAUAUUUUUUUUUGAAGAGACAUCCACAAGAAUGUAUGGGAUUAAGAUGUGUAAACACGUGCAAACUGUUCUAACAAAACAAAUAAUGUGGUAUUCCCGUGUAUUCUAUGUACUGCGUCCCAACCCCCACCCCACUGCCUUUGUGUUCCUUUGUAAGUUAUUUAUUUAAUAGAAUGUUUAAUAUGUGUUUUCAGUGUUUAAAGCUGAGUGUCUGCAUUUGUGCAUCAUUUUUUUUCAUUAUCCUAGAGAGAUUGUUCUUUCUGCUUUAACAUCCUAAGAACUGACAAAGUUUCAGAAAAGACGUUUAUGUGAAAAUUAAGAAAACGCUUUUUGUUGGUUGGUCAUGUAGGUGUUUUAAAGAAGAACUCCAAUCAUAAAACAAAAAUCUCUAAAUGGCACACAAAAUUUUUUUUUUUUUAUUCAUUACUCUUUUGAUUGUAUCUUCGCUCCAUGUUUUACCAUAUAUGGCUGCUUUUUCUAGAAGACUAGGACUCAGUGAUCUAAGACUGCAGUUUUGUCACUGAAAAGUUCCCAGCCCACUGCCCAAAGCAUUCCUGAACUCUGUGUCCUGCCUACGUACUUGCCUCAACCACUCCCAGUGCAUAAGACGUGAGUACUACAGGUAGUACAAGCCAGUGGUCUCCAAACUGUGGCCCUGGGGCCAGAUGUGUCCCUGUGUUUGCUUUUAUCCAGCCCUUGGGGCAUUAUUCCCCCCUCCGUCAUCAACGGUGGGGCAUAGGUCCUGCCACUGACACCAAUGAUGAAGCACUAAUUUUCCCACUGAUACUAUUGAUGGGGUACUAUUCCUCCCAUUGAUAACAAUAAUUGGACACUAUUC